Messenger RNA from Monoraphidium neglectum, 2874 nucleotides. RefSeq lists its product as hypothetical. The transcript is spliced from 2 exons. NCBI's taxonomy places the organism in Eukaryota, Viridiplantae, Chlorophyta, Chlorophyceae, Sphaeropleales, Selenastraceae. The record is from RefSeq and is a predicted model, not a curated record. Bases 1 to 2874 code for a protein of 957 amino acids.
AUGAGGCCAGCCUUUAGGCCGACGCGGCCGCCCCCGGCGCGUGUCAGCCGGCAGCGCAGCAUUGUUCAGGACGCGCUGCCGUCGGCCCGAUUCAACGCCAUCGCCCGCCUCAUAGCCGCCCUGGCUGCGCUGGAGGCCGGAGAGGGCCGGCCCCUGCAGCUGACCCUGGCAGAGGACGCGGCCUUUGCGGCAGUGGCGGGCGCGGCCGGCUCGGCGGCGCCGCCGGCGAGCUCGGGGCUGCUGGAGGCGCGCGCCCUCAUCCAUGUCGCGACGCGCCUGGCUGCCGUUGAGGAGCGGCUGUAUGCGCAGGCCGGCGCCGCAGUCGGCGCACUCGUUGCACUGCCUGCGCUCGCGGGGCUGGCGCGGCACAGGAACGGCGGCGGCGGCGGCGGCGGCUGCGGCGGCGGCGACCUUGAAGCCGCCCUGCGGGGAGCAGCAGCGGCGCUCGCCGCCGCCUCGGACGCACUGCAGGAGCGCGCCACAGCGUGCCUGGCGGCCGCGGAAGCGGCGGGCGGCGUCGCGCCCCCUGCGCACGGCUGCGGCGCCGCGGGCGGGGGGGCGGUCGCCGGGCUGCUGUCCUCUGCGGCCUGGGGCUUCCACGUUGCGGCGGCGCUGCUGCGGCCGUACCACAACCGACUCCAGGUCAUGCAGGAGCAGCUCGGAGGAAGCUUCCUCCCCGGCUCCGCCGCGAGCCUCCAGCAAACGCUGCCGCUCAUCGGGGCCGGCGUGGCGGAGGUGCAGCUGCACCUGCAGCAGCUGCUCUUCGAGUGCCGCGGGAGGCAUGUGCAGUAUGCACAGUGGGCCGGGGCAGAGCUGCAGGCGGCCGAGCUGCAGCAGGCCUCGCAGCAGCAGCAGCAGCAGCAGCAGCAGCAGCAGCAGCAGCAGCAGCAGCAGCAGCAGCAGCAGCAACAGCGGCGGCAGCCACCGCCGCCGCCAGGCGGCCUUGGUGUGAGCAGCAGGCGCAAGGAGAGCCCGGGCACUGGUGGUCGUGCGGUGAAUCGAAGAGCCGACAGCAAUACGUCCGUCCCACAGACAGAAGCUGAAAGAGUAGCGACGAGCCGCAGCAGCUUCCCUUCUGCAGCACUGCCGGUGCAGCCCCCACGCCCGGCUCCUGCUGCCCCCAGGCGCCCAAUGGCGGUGCUGUCGCCGGCGGCGCCCGCCUUCGUGCCAGGGAGUGGCAGGCCCGCGGCGCUGUCAGUUGGCGCGGCACCGUUCGUCCCCGGCAUACGGCGGGCGGUGCAGGGAGGCGUGGGCGGGGAAAACCAGGGGGGUCACGCUUCCGAGUCCAGCACAAAGCAUCUGGCCACCUCCCUGUCAGACACAGCUGGGCCCGCAAGGCCUCAGCAGCAUCAGAUGCCAGCAGGUCCCAUACAAGCAAGCGCGGCAGCGACGGGGCUGCUGCAAGCAACGGGGCACGCGGCAGAGGAGCGCCAGCAGAGGGAGCCUGUGGCAGGCGCGGCGGCGCAAACGCCAUGCAUGGCGGAAAGCAACCAGUACCGCAAGGAAGAGGCGGCAGAGGCGGCAGAGGCGGCAGAGGUGGCGGGGGAGGCAGAGGAGAAGGUGCAGGAACAAAUCACGGCAGUCGGGGCAGAGGAGCCAGAGGUGACGGUCAGCAGGUGUGAGGGUCCAGAGGGGCAAGCAGGACAACAGACGGCACGAACAGAGCGGGGGGCCGCAGAGGCAGAGGCAGCAGAGGCAGAGGCAGCAGAGGCAGCAGAGGCAGCAGAGGCAGCAGAGGCAGCAGAGGCAGCAGAGGCAGCAGAGGCAGCAGAGGCAGCAGAGGCAGCAGAGGCAGCAGAGGCAGCAGAGGCAGCAGAGGCAGCAGAGGCACCUGGUGACGCAGCGACGGGCGGCGCAGCAGGGGCGGCAGACGCGGCGAGCGCAGCAGGUGCAGAAGUGGCGGAGCAAGGGCACGCGCCAGAGCGUGCUGCAGGUGGGGAGGAGGGCGGGGCCGAGCGCCAGCAGUCGGGAGGUCCCCACCCGAUGGGCGACGCAGCGAGCGGUGACGCGGCGGCCACCGGCGCAGCGGUGGGGGAAGGGGCUGGCGGCAUCAAGGCGGAGGCGUCCGGCGACCUGGCGGCCCUGGCGGGCGUGCCAGACAGCUGGGAGCAGCUGGCUGCUGGGGGUGAUACUGACGAGGAGCAGGGACAGCAGGAGCAACAGCUGGAGCAGCAGGAGGCGGGGCGGGAGGAGCAGCGGGAGAAGCAGGAGGAUCAAGAGCAGCAAGAGCAGCAAGAGCAGCAAGAGCAGCAAGAGCAGCAAGAGCAGCAAGAGCAGCAAGAGCAGCAAGAGCAGCAAGAGCAGCAAGAGCAGCAAGAGCAGCAAGAGCAGCAAGAGCAGCAAGAGCAGCAGGAGCAACAUGAGGAGCAGAUGGGACGGGAGGAGCGAGUGGUGCGCAACCAGGAACGACAAGGGCAGGAGCAGCUGGCGACACUGCUGCCCCAAGUGCUGGCUAGUGCAACGGGCUCAGCAGCGCCCACUCACACGCCGCCACUAGGCAAGCCAGAGGAGAGCGCACCCGUGGCACUCGCCGCGCCAGACGCGCCAAAGUCGCGUGGAGACGCGGCGCCUGGCUGUGCGAGGCCCGCCGACCAGAGUGGGCGGGCUGUGGCGUGGCAGCAGGGCAGCCCCGGCUCCACCAUAGCAAAGCUUUGGCCUGGAGCGCAGCGCCAGGCUGGCGCGGCGGGCGCAAGGGGCAGCAGUGACGGCAGCGGCGGCCGUGGCGACACGGCUGGCGGCAGUGACGCCGGCCGCGGCGCCGGGGCCGCGCGUAGGGACCAAGGGGCGGGGGCGGCGAUUGCCGUGGCGGACUACCGAGCAGAGCAUGCUGCAUAUUGGCGGAGGGCGGCGGCCAGGCGGCAGGCCCCAACCUGA